Molecule: messenger RNA, 1041 nt
Organism: Dictyostelium discoideum AX4
Lineage: Eukaryota; Evosea; Eumycetozoa; Dictyosteliales; Dictyosteliaceae
Exons: 2
Coding region: 1-1041 (346 amino acids)
Source: RefSeq, a predicted model, not a curated record
AUGUUUCUUAGAAAUUUUGAACCUCCUAAGGCUGUUCAUAUGGAAACUUGGUUUCUUUCUGUUUUUGGAUGUCCUUAUAAUAGCAUAAUUGAAGGAGGUUUAGGUGUAGCAGCAUCAGGAUAUGGUGCAGGUGGAUGGGUUAACUUCUUUAACACUGCUGAUAGACAAGAUGUUGUUGACUAUAUUCUCACCGAGACCCUUACAAGACCUGCUGACUUUUUAGAUCACCCAAAUUAUCCUCGUGCUCCAUCAAUCAUCAGAAAAAUAGAUGAAUGCGAGCAAAACCUCACAAACUUACAAAACCAAAUGGUGAGCCAGCAAACUAAUAUUGCGGAUCUUCAAACACAAAAUACAAACCUACAAACUCAAGUGACUAAUCUCCAGAAUCAAGUAACAGAUCUUCAAAAUCAACUCCAAACUCAUCAAAGUGGAAAUAACUUUAUGGCUGAGACACUCAUUUUGGCACUUCUCAAAUACAAUGGACCGAGUCUAAUUGUUUCAAAUCCACUUCUUCGUGGUUGGUAUGAAGCAAGAAAAAAUGGUGGUGGUGGUGGUGGCAAGUGUGGUAUCGGUGGUGUUGGUGAUGGUAAGAAUGGUGACGGCAAAAACGGUGACGGUAAAAACGGUGCGGAUGGUGCAGAUGGUGCAGAUGAAACCCCUCCCUGUCCAGUAGUAAUUCCAUGCCCAGAGCCAGUGGUUUGUAAUAUAGCAAAAAUUCAAAUUCAAUUGAAUUCAACCAUAAAAAGUUUGGAUGAAUGCAAAAAACAAAAGGACCAAACCAAUGAUGACCUCAACGUCUGCAAGUCCCAUAAAGAUGAGAUACAAGAUUGGCUCACCGACUGUCAAAAAGAAUAUGUUAAACAAACAAGUCAUUCAUCCAAAGAUGAUACUCUAAUUUCUCUCAGAAACUGCCAAGCCGAAUACAGAAAAGAAACAUUCAAAAAAGAUAAGCUCUGCCGUGGUUUGUCCAAACAUAUCAUUGGUUAUUUAGAUUUCUGUGAAGAUAAGGUAGAAAAGCUGAGACUCGCUAAUUGUGAAUAG